Molecule: messenger RNA, 933 nt
Organism: Zasmidium cellare ATCC 36951
Lineage: Eukaryota; Fungi; Ascomycota; Dothideomycetes; Mycosphaerellales; Mycosphaerellaceae
Exons: 1
Coding region: 1-933 (310 amino acids)
Biological process (GO): mitochondrial citrate transmembrane transport
Source: RefSeq, a predicted model, not a curated record
AUGGCUCAAGCUACGGUCACGACAACCAACCUGACACCAAGUCCAAGGGCGGGACUGGAAACUCCAAAACGAGCUCCGAAGCAAGCGCAGAACUCACCACUAGUUUCCCUUAUAGCAGGUGCUACCGCCGGUGCAGUUGAGGCCUCGAUCACAUACCCAUUCGAGUUCAUCAAGACUAGAUCCCAGCUCCGCUCAAAUGGUCAAUCUGCAGGCAAAUCUCCUCUCUCGGUCCUUCGAAGUACGAUAGCACAAGAUGGACUCUUCGCUAUAUACACGGGAUGCGGUAGUCUUGUUGCUGGCACCGCACUCAAGGCCAGUGUGCGAUUCUUCACAUACGACAGCAUCAAGCAAAUGCUUUCAGACGAUCGAGGCAAGCUAUCUCCAGCUCGAGGCAUCUUGGCAGGAAUGGCAGCCGGCGCCGUCGAGAGUGCUGUAGCAGUCACACCAACAGAACGGAUCAAGACAGCUCUGAUCGACGAUGCCAAAGGUGCCAGGAGGUUCAAGGGCACGACGCAUGCCAUUGGCCUGUUGGUACGAGAACAAGGCAUCCAGGGCAUCUACCGUGGUCUCCUUAGCACGACAAUCAAACAGUCAGCGACGUCUGCAGUCAGAAUGGGAUCAUACAAUGUACUGAGAACAGAGUAUCAGGAGCGUCUCGGUGCACCACAAGCUGUAGGAACGUUCGCCAUCGGGGCAGUGGCAGGUACUAUUACCGUCUAUGCGACGCAACCAUUCGAUACGCUCAAGACAAGAGCUCAAGGGGCACAGGGCGAGGGCAUGUUGGUCGCAGCUCGAUCGAUAUUACUUGAUGACGGUUUCAAGGGGUUCUGGAGAGGCAGUACCAUGCGACUUGGCCGGCUCGUCAUGUCUGGAGGAAUUGUGUUCACCAUCUACGAGCAAGUGGCUGCGCAAUUAAGAGGUCUCAAGUGGUAG